Molecule: messenger RNA, 882 nt
Organism: Saprolegnia diclina VS20
Lineage: Eukaryota; Oomycota; Saprolegniomycetes; Saprolegniales; Saprolegniaceae
Product: 20S proteasome subunit beta 2
Exons: 2
Coding region: 1-882 (293 amino acids)
Cellular component (GO): proteasome core complex
Molecular function (GO): threonine-type endopeptidase activity
Source: RefSeq, a predicted model, not a curated record
AUGAGUGAGUUCCGUAACACGACGGGCGCCGAGCCGACGGCCUUUGCGACCGCCAGCGCCGACGUCGGUGGCUUCAGCUUCGAGAACGUCCGCCGCAACGAGUUCUUGGCGGCUGUCGGCGCGACGUCGCAGGCAAAGUUCCGGGUGCAGAAGACGGGCACGACGAUCGUCGGCGUCGUGUACAAGGACGGCGUCGUGCUCGGCGCCGAUACGCGCUCGACGGGCGGCAGCAUCGUCAUGGACAAGAACUGCGAGAAGAUCCACUACAUUGCGCCCAACAUCUGGUGCUGCGGCGCCGGCACGGCCGCCGAUACCGAGAACGUGACGCAGAUGAUUUCGUCGCAGUUGGAGCUCCACCGCCUCAACACGGACACGUCGUCGCGUGUCGCGACCGCCAUGACGCUCCUCAAGCAGAAGCUCUUCCAGUACCAGGGCCACCUCUCGGCGGCGCUUGUGCUUGGCGGCGUGGAUGUCAACGGCCCGUCGCUUUACACGAUCUACCCGCAUGGUAGCACGGAUCGCUUGCCGUUUGUGACGAUGGGCUCGGGCAGCUUGGCUGCUAUGAGCAUCUUUGAGGCUGGCUACAAGGACGAUAUGACGGAGGCCGAGGCCAAGAAGCUCGUCCAGGACGCGAUCCUUGCCGGUGUUUUCAACGAUCUCGGCUCGGGCAGCAACGUCGAUGUGCUCACGAUCAAGAAGGUCAACAACGAAGUCGUUGUCGAGAAGGAGUUCAACUGCAUCACACCCAACAACGUCGCGGAGCUCCGCAGCCGGGUCAACCGCAACGUCGUGACGUCGAUUCCGCGUGGCGCGACCCGUGUCAUUCGCCAGCACUACGAGCCCAUGGUGGUCGUCGAAGACGGUACGCCCAUGGACCUUUAA